This is a messenger RNA of Gossypium raimondii (Peruvian cotton), 4262 nucleotides long. RefSeq names its product DNA replication ATP-dependent helicase/nuclease JHS1. Bases 82 to 4140 code for a protein of 1352 amino acids. Gene Ontology annotation, cellular component: cytoplasm. The record is from RefSeq and is a predicted model, not a curated record. NCBI's taxonomy places the organism in Eukaryota, Viridiplantae, Streptophyta, Magnoliopsida, Malvales, Malvaceae. The transcript is spliced from 34 exons. Gene Ontology annotation, biological process: replication fork reversal. Gene Ontology annotation, molecular function: 5'-flap endonuclease activity; single-stranded DNA helicase activity.
AAUGGUCGUCCCUGUUUAAGGAUGUGGUGGGUGGGUGAUCUGAAUUAAGAUCUAAGUUGGAAGGAAGCUUAUGAACUGAAAAUGCCUCCCAAAACCAGAAGGAAGCUUAACCCUUCUUCAUCAAAGAAAUCUAAUGUUCCCAAUAAUCAAUCUCAAGUUCAACCGUCUAAGUUCGGCAUCCAACAUUUCUUCGAACGCCAUUCCCAAAACGCUCUUCUAGCUUCCCAGAAACUCAAUCAUCUUUCUUCUCCUCCCGCACCCCCUUCCGCUACCCCUCCCACCAAUCCUAUUCCUCUAUCCUCUCCCAAAUCAAAUGCCGCUUCCAACGGCGUCGUUUCUGUAUCCCCAAACCCUAACCUCCAUCCCAGUUCCUCUCCGGCAAUGGAGGCUGCUGACGAGGUAUCACCUAUGGUCUCCAAGUCUACCUCUCUGAAGCGUUUCAACUUUUCCCCUGGAAUGUUGAUAAAGCAGAGUCAAGAUGAUGGAGGGGAUGAGGUCACAUGGAAGAUAUCUCCGGUCAACGAACGUCUUCUAGCAGUCUCAAAGCACACCCCUGUAUUACCUGAUUCCUCAAAGCACAACUCUUUCUCAAUACACCAAUGCUCUCAGACCAAGGGCAUAAAUACGGCUGCUAAGGUUGACAAAUGGCUCUCGUCGCCGUCCCCCAAAGGCAAAGCUGAUAAAAAGCCUUUGCUUCAGGCCAACAGGAUUGGGUUGAAAAGAUUGAACCCUUUUCAGGAUAAAGAGGUCGGUGACAGCAUUGCUGAUGAGAAUACUUGUUUGUCAAGUAGACAGACUCCAUUCUGCACUCCACCAUCUCUACCAUAUUGUCCUGAUAAGCUUGCCAAUGGUGUUGCAUCUCAUCCCCUGGGUUUGAAGCAGCACAAGAAGGCAUUGCUUGAACUUCUAGAUCAAGUAGAAGAUGUAAUUUCUGUUGAGGAUUUUGUAUCCAGUGAAUCAGAGCCAUAUUCAUCAAAAGCGCAAGAGGGACAGUCCAAAGAAAUUCCUGUAACAGUUGAUUCUAUAGGAAAUGAUGUGUUAAUGGGCACAACAAACAAAGUCUCUGGGACAUCUUCUAAUGGUUAUUUCCUAGUAUUGGAGGUAUCUGAGAAGCAAACUUUUCCAGAGUCUGGUGGUUCUCAAUGCCCGUAUAAGGUUCUUCGCUUGGUAAAUGAGAAAAGUGGGGAAGAGCGUGCUGUUUAUUUGUGGGAAGAGUGGUCCUACAGUGUCAUUGCCCCAGGAGACACUGUGAAUGUCAUUGGUGAAUUUGAUGAAGAGGGAAAGUGUAAUGUGGAUCAUGAAAAUAAUUUUCUUAUCGUUCAUCCAUAUAUUCUGGUCUCUGGAACUCGGGUGGCUGGCAGUUUUAGUUGCCCAAGGAGAACUGUCCUAGAUGAGAGACUACGAUGCAAUGAGCAUUCGACUGCAGCUCUUAUUGGCAUCUUGCUCCACCAAAUUUUUCAGGCAGGACUUAUGAAAGAGUCCCCUACAGUACACUUUUUGGAAGAAUAUGCAAGAAUAGUGCUCCAGAAGAACAUGGAGAGCUUAUAUGCAUGUGGAGUAAAUGAAAAUGAAAUAUAUAAAACCUUGACUGAAGCUAUUCCGAAACUAGUAAAUUGGAUUGCUCUCUUCAAAGAUACGCAGCAGGAGCCGCAAGUUCCCACUGUAGAUUUUGGAUCUGAUAAUGGGGCAAAAAAGGUUAAAGUUUUAGAGGUAAUUGAUAUUGAGGAACUGGCAUGGGCCCCGAAGUAUGGUCUGAAAGGAAUGAUUGAUGUUUCAGUCAGAGUAAAGGUUGACUCAGGUGGAAAAGAAGGUGAUGAGAAGAUCAUGCCUCUAGAGUUUAAAACUGGAAGAAUGGCUAAUGGCCAGGCAUCCGCUGAACACUGUGCCCAAGUGAUCUUGUACUCUCUUCUUAUGUCUGAGAGGUACCUAAAACAUAUUGAUUCUGGUCUUCUAUACUAUCUCCAGUCAGAUCAGACGCAAGGGAUUGUAGUUCGAAGGUCUGACUUGGUUGGGUUAAUCAUGCGUCGUAAUGAGCUUGCACAUGAUAUUCUUAAGGCAUUAACAACACAACAACUGCCCCCCAUGUUACAGAUUCCAAGCAUGUGCAAAGGCUGUAGGCAUCUUGACGUUUGCACCCUUUAUCAUAAGGCAUUUGGUGGGAAUACAGAGAGUAGCGGAUUAGGUGAUAUAUUUGAUUCACAUGUACAUCAUUUUUCAAAUGCUCAUGGUGUUUUCCUCAGACAUUGGGAUCAGUUGAUUGACCUAGAAGCUAAAGAGAUGCAGCUUGCAAAGAAAGAAAUCUGGCGUUCUCAUAAUCUCAAGAAUGAGAACUCUACUGGUUGCCUUUCUUCUCUUGUUCUUGAUGAGCUUCCACAACAGGGAUCUCACAAAGAAAAUAGAUUCAUCUAUCAUUUUGUCUGUCGAUAUUCGCCUACUAACAAUUUAAGCGGAUCUGAUAGAAAUUCUAUUCGUGCUGCUUCUUCUCUGACCAAAGAUUUGGAUUGCAGUCUUAAAAGUGGAGAUUAUGUGAUACUUAGCACUGAAUCUGGCCGUCAAUUUGUUGCCACUGGGAUCAUUGUGGAGCUCAGCCCUGACCGUGUUUCCGUUUCUUUUUCUAAGGGCUUAAGGCUUCCAGGGGGUAACUUGUCUUCAAUGCGAGAAAAACUACUCCAGGAGGUCUGGCGGAUCGACAAGGAUGAAAUCAUGACCUCCUUUUCAGUUAUGCGGUUCAACCUCAUUCAAAUGUUUCUAGACAAUGAGCAAAGUUCUCAUCUCAGGAAGAUGAUUGUUGACCUUGCGGCUCCUAGAUUUGACAGUGGAUGCAUAUUCAGCCAAGACCCAGCAAUAUCUUAUAUCUGGUCCGAGAAGAGCUUAAAUGAUGAUCAGCGUAGAGCUAUUCUCAAGAUACUUACAGCAAAGGAUUAUGCUCUAAUUCUAGGAAUGCCUGGAACAGGCAAGACAUCUACAAUGGUACAUGCUGUAAAAGCCUUGUUGAUGAGAGGUGCAUCCAUUUUGCUGACAUCCUACACAAACUCUGCAGUUGAUAAUUUACUCAUCAAAUUAAAAUCUCAGGGCAUUGAUUUCGUGCGCAUAGGAAGACACGAAUCUGUGCAUGAGGAAAUUAAGGGGCAUUGUUUUUCAGGGAUGAACAUUAAUAGUGUUGAAGAAAUUAAACUGAAAUUUGACCAAGUCAAAGUUGUUGCUGUCACUUGCUUGGGCAUCACUAGUCCAUUACUCUCUGGAAAGAAAUUUGAUGUAUGCAUUAUCGAUGAAGCUGGACAGACAACCCUCCCAGUGUCACUAGGACCCUUGAUGUUUUCAUCUACAUUUGUCCUUGUUGGAGAUCACUAUCAACUGCCUCCCUUGAUUCAGAGUACAGAGGCUCGAGAAAAAGGAAUGGGAAUAAGUUUGUUCUGUAGGCUAUCAGAAGCACAUUCACAUGCAAUUGCACCAUUGCAAAGCCAGUACCGAAUGUGUCAAAGUAUUAUGGAACUGUCAAAUGCCUUGAUAUACGGUGAUCGAUUGCGUUGUGGUUCUCCUGAAAUAGCUAAUGCAAAACUCAAGUUCACAAAACCAAUCGCUUGUUCAUCAUGGCUAAAAAUUGUUCUAAAUCCAAGCAAGCCAGUCAUUUUUGUUAAUACAGAUAUGUUGCCUGCUUUAGAGGCUAGAGACCAGAAAACUGUGAAUAAUCCAAUGGAAGCUUAUAUAAUUGCAGAGAUAACAGAUGGAUUAGUCAACAAUGGAAUUGAAGGCAAAGAUAUUGGCAUCAUUACACCUUAUAACUCACAGGCAAGUUUCAUCAGACAUGCUUGCAAAGCAUCCGUGGAGACGCAUACUAUUGACAGAUACCAGGGGAGAGACAAGGACUGCAUAUUAGUAUCCUUUGUUAGGUCCAAUGAGAAUCCUAGAAGCUGCAGUGCUUCACUGCUUGCAGAUUGGCAUAGGAUUAAUGUUGCUCUUACACGACCCAAGAAGAAGUUGAUAAUGGUGGGGUCAUGGGGAACCCUGUCAAAGGUUCCAAUGCUUAAGCUUCUUAUUGACAAAAUUGAUGAGCAAUCUGGUAUUUUGAGUUUGUCCAACGAUGAUUUCAACCACCAAACUUGGGCGCUUCAGAGAUGCUCUUGGUCGCAGAUCAGAUAGUUAAGAUUUUUGCCCUCUUGCAUUUGCAAAACCAGGCAUUUUGUUCAUUAGUUUAUUUUUAUAAAUUCAAUUAUUAUUUUUAUCUUUUAAAAUAUAAAUAUGAAAGCAUGGCUUUUCCCUUC